GAGAGAGAAGAAAAUGAAAGCGAGAGAAAGUGUAGAGAGAGAGUGAGCCAGGCGAGGGAAGUAUCGGUGAAUGAAACGAGUGAUUCACACAGGAGAGGACGUUACUCCAUCAACAGAUGCAGGUUGUUACUCCCGGCAACAACACCACCAACUGCCAAAGAUGCGUCCACUAAGAGGGAGGACAGUGAGGGACGUCUGCGAGAGGUAGCCGCUGAUGGAGGAUGUCGACUAGGUAGCCAGUCAGCGUGGACGGGACAGGACGCGCCAACAUGGCGAUAACCACAACUGUAUCUCAGCGAAGGCUUGCAUACCUAUCGUGUGUCUUUCCCUAGUUGAAACACGAUCUAUACCGAAUGUGUAACAGUCCGAUUAUUUAACAGACUUUUUAAGAUACGCUGCUCAGCCUAUCAACUGUUUGCAUUGUGAGCGUAAAAACUUGUGAAGAUUUCAACAUUCAAACGUUUGGUUCUAUGGACUUAAUAGUGUUAUUCUUCGCAUGUCUGCCGGUAAUUAGCUGAACCUGAGGAUUCUCGACAGGAAGAUGUAAGAGGUGAUAUAUGUCAGUGAGACACUCAAAUCAUGGCAGUCCCUUCAUCUUUACAGAAAGGGCUCUACAUUCUAGCAGUUGUAGUAGCCGUCUGCUAUGGAAGGGAAGAGCUGGUGAAUCAUCUCAUCUUGCUGGACUCUAUACCCCCUGGAUCGGUGUCUGGUCUGGAACUAGACAUAAGAACAAACUUUAGUGGUAAUGUUCACCUAGUAGAAGCCAAAGAUUUCAGGGUGAUAGUUAAUAUCACAGCACCUUCUCUGCAGCAAGCUUAUGAUGUGGACGCUCAGAUCUUUACCCACAAUGACAAGGUUGUUUUGGAAAUUAAAGAGUUACAUUCCCAGCCCAGCACUAUCAGCUUGAUGUGGUUAUUCAUAGGAAUAGCAUGCAGCUCCUUCAUUGUUUUAUUUUGUACUGCAGUGUACGCUGGCAAAUGGUAUCGGCAAGAGCAUCAAACGUAUGAUGUUAGUGAUCGCAAAAGUUUAUCCAGCUCGGGUCUUAGGAGCAAUAUCUACAAGCCGAGCAACACCAUACCCAUGUCACACCUGGCUUUUCACACCAGGGAUGAUGGCUAUGAGAACACCAGAAACCUCAGAACAAACGAGGAGUUGAAACAAGUGCAAGAAGUGCCGGAGGAGGAUGAGGAUGAAGCUAUAGAUAAGGAGCAGCCAGGUAAAAUGAAGCUAAAUGAUGUAGAUAGCUCAAUGGAUACAGAAGACAGUGAUCCUCAAGAGAGGAACCUGAUUAAGAGCCGCUAUCACUCACAUUCUAAAAUGAUACACAAAGAUCUUAUCAAGAAAGGCGUGGCCGGCAAAAAGACAGUUUCCUACAAGAGGACAUACAAAACAGCAGUCUACAACGGGCUCCCCACAGAGCAGGAGGAAACAUCAAACGAUGAAGCAGAUCUCAAAGACCUUAAAUCUACAGAUACAGAAGCUGAGGACUCACAUACCGAGAGUCUUCAGGUGCGUCUGUCGCCUGGUGGUGAACCAACUUAUGCUAACGAUGAAAAAUUGACUAAUGUAGAUAAAUCUAGUGAGUCUGCUUAUGCCAAUGACCCAAUGAGGUUAGUUUCUGCUGACAUUCAUAAAACCAGCGGGCCUAGCCCACAGUAUAAACACAUUUCCAUUGAGAAAUCUCGAGUUGGCAACAUCUACAGCCCCCUGGAACUGAAGCCCGUUCUGUCAACCUUCACACCUAGCCUAGUCAGCACACCUAAAACUCCUGCGUCUUCAUCUGUGAAAGGUCUGCAAGAUGCAGACGGCAAUAACGCUGAUAAUGACUUUGAUAAAAUCCCUCACAAGCCAAAUGUAAGCACUCCCUGGAGCACCCAAAACUUGCCCGUCAUGGCUGACAUCUUGGAGGACCCUAGAGAGGAUCAGACCAGCGUUGUCAGUGACAGUGCCAACUCUGCCUCCAUCUAUGGCAGUAGUGAAAUAUUUAACCCUGCAAACACCAACGAUACCUAUUUCACUGUAGACUCGGACACGGAUGAGCAACCUUGUGAUGUGGAUGACAUUUUCUCCGAUGGAGAACUGCCGAGUCCAUUUCUUCUUAACAAGUUUAGCUCAGGGGUGCAAACCAACGACGAUAUAAAAUUAAUUCCCGGAGCUUUAAAAUCUCCCGGGGCGAAUGUUCACAACAGGAUACACAAAGUUCGUCCCAACAGCAGCAUCCUCUUCUCAACAGAUGUUCAGGAUCUUCUAAAUCCCAAGAAAUCAAACAAGGUUGAAGAAACAAUGUUUGAGUUCCCUCCCCCUCCACAAAGCCUUCUCGAGAUGGACAGUGACCAGAAUAAAGGGGAUUACAUUCAAAUUAAACAAACCAGUCAACCCAAUCCACAAGCCAAAAAAACAGGACAGAAUAAACUGUCAUUAAACCAGACUUACUUGAACAUGACCAUCUUGACCACUGUAUGUCUGCUGACUUUAACCACUGGAGUGUUUUGCUCUAUGGAUAAACAUGAAACCAAAGUCACAGUCACUGUUCUGAGUCCCAAAUAUUUGCUGCAAAACUAUACCAGAAUAUUCUUCAACCUCGACAGAGAGACAGAAGUGUUGAAUCAAGACAACUUCAAUUUGCUUGUGUAUGAUGUCUCAGAACCACUGUUGCAUGAUAGAAAUGAUACAGCCAACAAGUGUAUUGAUGUCAGCUGUGACCAGGGCUGUGAUGAAACAACAGGUCAAUGCAUCUGCUUCAAGGGAUACAAGCUAAACUCACAGGGAGAAUGUAUUGAUAUUAAUGAAUGCAUGGAAGGAAAGGCUAAAUGUGAUAAAGCUGCAGGCUGUUACAACAGGAAAGGAUCCUAUGACUGCAUCUGUGGGGAAGACUUUUAUGGCAAUGGGAAAAAAUGCAGAGAGUGUAAGCAAGCAUGCCCAGAGAAUCACUAUGAAGUCCAGUCUUGUAGCAAUGACAUUCAGAAGAUCUGCAAAGAUUGUACUCAGAAAUGUGUCAAAGGUUUUUACAUGGCCAAGCCUUGUUCAUCUCAUGAGAAUGCUCUCUGUCGAAUGUGCACAGCUCCAUGUUCCCCUGGUGAAUUUGAAUCUAGACAGUGCAAUAACGAUCAUGACAGAGAGUGUAAAAAUGUCUCCCUGCUGGAUGUGCCAGUUGCUUCCAGAAAUGUUCUCUUGGAAGAGAAGCAGCACAUACUAACUGAUGAGACUUUGUUGGAGAAACUAGCUGCACACUACGUUGGCUUUUCAAGAUACACUUUACAUAGAGGAACUGGCAUUGUGGUGGAGUUAACUGUCAGACUUAUUGAUCCCACUCAGCGAUUCCUUCCCAAGAAUUCAACAGAUCUAAUAAACAUUGACAAAUUAUUACCAGCCCUGACCCGCUCACGCUUUGUACGACAGCACUGUCAGAAUCCAAUCCCUGAUUAUUACAUUCUGCAAUAUAAAAAGAAUGAGAACCAAACUUACAAGCUUAAUGAAAAUGGAUCAAUAGAAGACUGUGAUGCCACAAAGUUUGGAGAAAAUAUUCUACGCAUGUCUGGGGUGAAUGGCUCCUUCGUCUGCUCGCAGCCUGGAUCAUUGAGCAACAAGUUCAAAAUUGAUCAUAAUUUCUUUCUGGCAAGAACCAAAUGGGUCGACAAAAAUAAGAGGUGUCAACGGUACAGUCAGGCUUGUGAGAGUUGCACCAGGAAUUGUGGGACCUCUAUGUUUUCAGGAGAUCCAGAUUGUGCAGUCGUGGGAGAUGACAAUGAUAAUGGACUUUCCCCUCGACUGAUGAUGUGCUACAACUGUUGUGUGAAAAAGAACUGCUCUUCAGAUUGUAAAGAGUACCAUAAAAGGAGAUGCCAGCCUGACCAGUGCUUAAAAGGAAAUCUCCUGCAAUUUACCCUUGAGCCUUCCUGGGAGAGCAGUCAAGAUGGACAUUUUCACUGCCACAUUGUUCCAAUGUCCAAGCAGCCCCUGCUAGAAAUGGACUACUCUGUCAAGUCCGAGUCUCAUAAAAAAGAGCUCAGCUCUGGCACUAUAAAGAUCUACGGAGACAACAAGUGGGAAACUACUGGAUCAAUGUCCUACAGUGAUGAUAUUUUGGAUAUCACUUUUGACUCUGGCAUUGGGCUAGUCCCUGAUAUACUGGAAGAGGAAGUGAGUCGAGACAGGAGAACUUUUAAACUUGGAAACUACAAAUCCAAUGGUGCGAAGUUUGGCUCUGCAUUCAUUAACCAGCCCUAUGUGUUCCUCAGACCAGAUACACCUCAUGGUAUGACAUCUAUGCCCCCAGCUCACCAAGAAUGUUCCCAUGGUUCCUUAAACGACAUGUUCCUAGCGUCCAACAUGGAGAACCUGUAUCUCCUCAACUCUAAGCUUGACGCAUUUAUUAACUUCUCCGUGCCCUUCAUUGUUACCCACAAGGACACUCAGCCACUAGUUAAGGCUACGUUAUCUAGAGAUAAAUCUAUUCUAAGUAAAAUCUACCAAGCUGUGGCGUUUAAUGUGUCAAGUUUCUCUGGAGACCUAGUUCACAAUGGCUCACAUUGGAUUACGACCUUAUCGGGAAAUGUCCUGAAAUGUCCAGGGUUUCUCAACAUAAGACUCCAUGGCCCCAAUUAUGAGAAUGAGAUUGAGUUCAGCUGUGACACUGUCAUUCUAUGCCCUAAAGCUUUUCACAUUCAAUUUUCUUGGCCCACUUCGGAUAAGAAGGGAAUGUCUAAAGAUAUCAUCAUUGUCAUCAAGGACAAGAAGAGUGUCCAUCAUUUCAGGAUCUUUAAAACCUCCUCAGAGUCUUUGGCUGAGGCACCCAGUGACUCAACAGAAAAACUGACUGCUGUGCAUCCAGGGAAAGAGAAGCAUGUUUCUGAAAAAAGUGUUACCUCUGGACGUCAGGAGAAGAGUAGUCUACCUUUAGACCUACCCUACCUCUUUGCAAUUUGUGGAGUUAUCAUUCUUUUAACAGUGCUGGCAAUCAUUGGACUUGUCUUUCAACCAGGUCUUCCCGAGACGCCAAUGUGUAAAUGGUAUCACCCUGUGAUGGCUACUUUCUACAUGACGUUUCAGUUCUUCUACAGUAUUGUGAUCUCUGGAAGUGUUUUCUUCAUUAUUCUGACAAUUUUAACAAGUUCCAAUGUCAGCUUCCUGCUCCAGUAUGUCCAGUCAGGUGAUAUCAAGACAGCUUCUGUCUACGUUGAACUUCUUCAGCUUCAGAACCAUCUGGAAACUGAUGUGAAAAGAUUAGACAGACAGGCAGAUGAAAUGAGAGCUGGCUGUUUGGAUGAUGUCAGAAAAAUUGUGGCAGAUUUGAAAAAACUUCACCAAACAGUCCUGGAUGGGACACAGAAUGAAUUUGAACGCCAUCACCUGACAUUACUUCUGAACCAGCAAAAAUUACAUGUCAGAGACAAGUUGAAUAAAGAUUUGAAUGAGUUUAGAGCCCAGUACGCUUCUGCUGCUAGAUCAGUUCUCCAACAAGUCAAUCAAAAUGCCCAGGCCUCCUACCAACAUAUCCUGCACAACAACAGCUGGUUAGUGGGAACAAAGUUUCUGUUUGAGGCUGUGACGCUGCUGCGUAAAACUAAUGGACAGGAACUGAAAACCUUCAUGGAAUGGACUGGGAUCAAGUCUCAGUUAUCUCAAUUAGAAAUAGAUCUGUCCUUCUCUUUGCCUGCGCUCCCUCGUCUAGAGGACAUGGUCGAUCUGUCCUAUGACCAACAGCCUAUUGUAAGGGAUGCUCAAGAAAACCUAACUCUUAGUGAGCCUAUCAGGAGUAUUGAGGUUCAUAACAACUGGUUCUUUCCCCUUGACAGCCUUCAAGCCAAACAAGCAGCUGAAAGACAGUCAUCUAAACAGAAACACAUUGACCACUCACCGGCCAUUACCUCUCUCCCCUUCUAUGUUUUUCUUGGACUGCUGGCAUUUUGUGACUUGAUAUUACUGGCCCACCGAAUGAGCAACUCAUGGACAUCCACCAAACUCUUUAUUUUUGGUUUCCCUGAAUAUGUCAGGCAGAGAAAAGUGGAGGAAGAUGACGAUGUGUUUGCAGCCGAGGAUUCAACAAAAAGUGCCCCCACUGAAAGGAGCUGCAAGAAAUUUGUCAGCUGGAAAUUUUUCAAAAUGUUUUUGACUCAAACAAUCUCGACAACUUUCUUCCCAAAGAUCACAGGUGCAAUUGCAACAUUCUUUAUUCUGUUUUGUUUGCUCAGAGUCAGCAAUAAAUAUUUGAACAUUGAAGAGCUACAGAAAAUUGGGCUUUAUCACACUUAUGAUCAUUACCUUGACAUACAUAUAGCUAUGACCAAUGCUCGACUUCAAACUCAUGCAGACUACAUCAACACUGUGGACUUGCCAGUCUUCCAAACUACAGUCAACGGUUAUGUGAUUAGACAUCAAACAGUUGUUGAAAUAUACAAAAAAUAUCUCCAUGGUAUCCAGAGCUUGAAUUCAGCCUUGUACUGUGAACAUUUGAAAGCUAUUGGCGUCUCCACCAAGUGCAAUGAUUCUAAGGACAAUCUGAAUGAUGUAAGGGGCACAACUCUUGCAACAUGCAAAUUUCAACCAGUAGUUGCUCAGCUGUACGGAAGAGAUGUUUCUGAGAAAAGUUUUCAGUCAGACAAACAGAUGGAGGCAACUUUAAACUGUUUACAAAACAUCAUUCUACAAACUAGUCAGUUGAUCCUGAUUUACCUGGCCAUUAUUAUCCUCAAGGAACUUGGAGCUGCUGUGCUGUGGAUUAUGAUUGAAAGAUCUGGUAUCAUCCGACUACGCAUUAUUGUGGAGAAAGAGCACGAUGAAUCUGUACAGCAGACUCAGCUUCCAGGGACUCCAAAUCUUUCGUAAUGUCGUCGCUGCUUGUACAUUUUUCAUCCCUUGACAAAACAUGACCAAAGAAACUAGUGUUGACUGUAAAGUACUUAUAUAUUUUAAGUACACAUAGUGCUUAGCAUUGAGACAGUUGUCAACUCUUUAUUCAGAAAAUCCCUGUGCUGUGUUAACCAUCAUUACUGAGAAACACAAAGCAACCCGACAAGUGAUAAAUGUUACUUUUUAAAAUUUAAAUCCUUUUCUCUAAUUGUAGUUAAUAAUACUACUUUUUAUUUGUUAUUAGCAUCAGAAAUUAAUGUUUUAAGUUAUAGUAGAGUAUUUUUUAUGAUGCUCUGCCCCAACACUGUUAUUGUUGGUUGUUUUUGUGACAAAGUUGUAAUGGACAUUUUUGAAGACUCAAAAAAAAAUUUGUUUUUAUAUUUUGUUCAGUCUUGACAUAAUAAAAAUAUUUAUUUAUUUAUCAAUUUUAGGCAUAAUGGACAAAAAUUGAACUGUAUCAUACAUAAUAUUUUUUUGUCUAUAUUUUAUUGAUUGCUUUUCAUGAUAAUUGAAUGCUAAGUUGUAUACCUGUACAAUAUAUUGUUGUUGUUUUUUUUGGUAUAAUAAAAGAAAUGCAGAAAAAGAAUGAUCACAUGUCAAAAAUCAGUUCUGUGUUGAAAAAAAAAAAUGUGAUUACUAACUGAAUAGCAAGUUCCUGGCAUUUCUCUUUCUUUAACUUCAUUCCAUAGAUGUCUGAUGUUCAUUGAAGCACAUUGUCUUGUCAUCAUGAUUCUAUAAUUAUUUUUGUUGUAUAUAUGUACAAAAAAAUGUUUAUUUAAAAUGAUUCUUACCAUAAUAAAAAAAAUACAGAUUAUUUGUAAUCCUUAUUAAGAAUUGAGUCUUACGGCACUACAGCAUAUCUGCAUAGAUGACCAAACUGUGAAUAGGCUGAUGCAGAGGUUGAUGUUAUUUCUUGAAGCCAACUUCCAUGGUGAUAUUUUGUUUGAAAAUCAUAAUUUUUUGUUUUAACUCCCUUGUCAUCAUUGCAAGAUGGAAUCAACAUUUUCUCUUACUUCCCCUAUCAUGCUGGGCAUCACUAGAAAAAAAAACAUUUUCUUUCAUUCUAAUAACUCUAAAUACACCAAUUUAUCAAGUCCUUAUAUUACAACAAAAGCCUUUAUUAUAAGUUAAUAAGGUAAUUUUGGGCAUAAAGAGGCCUUUUCAUAAGUCUGGACUAGGCCUAAUUCCAUUUCUACAAUAAAAUGUUUCUAAGAAAUGAUUUCCUUCAUUAGCAGUUUCUUACUAUUAUACUUAUGGGAAUUAAAAUCACUCUAAAGAUCCAUUAGGUGGUGGAUAGUUUUGUUUGUAUAAAGCUUAACUAGUGAUAUUAGUUUGUUAUUUAUUUACCUUUUAUAUUGGUCCUACAUGACAGUCAUCACUCUGUUUAUAUAUUUUGUACUUUUCUUCAUUUAUUUUUUUUUAUUUUUCAUCAAGUUUAUAUCAGAUUUUACAAUUUAUGCUUGUAUGAGUCAUGACACUAAUUUACAUAUUUUAGAUUUAUCAUAUGCUGAAAUUUAUUUAUUAUAGUUGGAAAAUCACAUUUAAAUACCAGUUUUCUUCAGCAGUGAUGAGGUUUAGAUUGAAGGCCAAAUAGUAUUUUAUUAACCCCUAAAGUUCCCUAUUCAAACCUUGCAAUCUAUCGGGCAUAUGAUGUAAAGGUCAUCUGUUUCUGUGGCCCUCGGUUUUAGAGGGUGUCUUGUGGCCAGCACAAUGACCAACCGCCUUUAAUUUUUCCCCAUUAAUGUAAAGUACCCAUUAGAGCUGGGUGGACUCUGAGGUGUCCUAAACAUCCUGAAAUAAAAAAUCCCAGGAUUUGACCCGGGAUCCCUCGGUUCAGAAGCCAAGUGCUUUACCCUCAGUCACAGCGCCUCCUAAAGUAUGUAAAUGUUGUAGUGAAAGUUUUUCAAUCUAAAUUAUUUCAUUGUUUAAUAGUUUUCACAUCAUCCUUAUGUGAAGGUGGGCAGAUGUGAACAAAUAUUUAGGUCACAGCUGGUAAUCUUGGAACAAAGGCAUUACAAUACAGAAUACUGUAUUUAAGUCAUAAAGGUCCAUAACCUUUGUCAGGUUUCUGUCUUCACCAACUUAUUAGGAAUCAUAAACGAAUAAGUAUCAAAGUCUUCAGAAGAUAUGAAUCAAUCAAAAAAAUAACUAACAAGUCAGUUAAUUACUGGUAAUUGGUUAUUUUGUUUGAUACCAACAAGGGAAAUUAAUCUUUCAGUUUUUUUAGGUAUGGCUAAAUCUGUAGGGUUUGGUCCCCUUAGAUAGUUGUUAACAUUAUUUCUCCCACACCCAUUCUCGGAUCAAGUUGAAACUCAAAACAAUUAUCUAUUGCACCUAACAAAACAUUGUUCAGUUAGUCAAUGAAUUAUUGGUAAUAAAUUAUUUUAUUUGAUAUUGAAUAUUGAGGAUAUAUCAGUCACUGUGGAGAUCUUCCCCUUAGAUAAGUUUUUUUUUUUUUUUUUUUUAGGAAUUUUUAAUAUUUUGCUUGUUUACUUUUUACUCUUCAAUUCUAAAUAUGAAUCUAGAAAGUGAUUCACUUGGAUCCUCUGAUGUAGACUUUGUUGAAAAAUGAAGGUUAUGUUCACUUUGUACACACAAGUGUUAUGUCUAGUAUAUAAAUGUCUAUGUUGUGACAACUUUUUAAUAAACUCUGUGGAGAAUAUUUUUAUGUACAAUUAAUUGUUAUAAUUUAAUCAAAUGUUAAUUCAUCAUUUUACUAGGGUACUAUUUUUAAUUAUUUUUUUUAAUCAUUGUUGAAUGUUAGAGAACAAUUGACCUGAUGUAGGUCUUUAGUACAUUAUGAUUUCUUGGCUUUCUCAACAGUUAGUUUAAGUGUAAGAAAAAAAAAAGGGGGGGAGGGUGCUGAAGGGGUGAAUGUCCUUGUUUCUUGAUACUUUGAUACUCUCCCAGUGGACUUUAAAAUCUAUAUCUCAGUGGAGUUUAAAAUCUAGAUUCCAGUGGACUUUACAAAACUAGAUUCCAGUGGAGUUUAAAAAUUUAAUUUCCCUUUAAUUUCUUUUUUUACUUCUUUGCAUUAAGAAAAUAAAAAAAAACUUUUAUUACAUUCAUUAUCAUAUGAAUAUCAGAAAAUAGAAAACAAUUAUGUUAUAUUCCUUCUUUCUGUUUACAAUUUGCUUGAAAAAAAAAUCUUAUGUCUUUUGAUCCAUGUUUUAGAAUAUGUUGACAAUUUUAUUAAAAACUAUCCAAUAUAA
Messenger RNA from Biomphalaria glabrata, 10061 nucleotides. RefSeq lists its product as uncharacterized. Lineage: Eukaryota; Metazoa; Mollusca; Gastropoda; Planorbidae. The transcript is spliced from 34 exons. The coding region runs from base 580 to 6825 and encodes 2081 amino acids. The record is from RefSeq and is a predicted model, not a curated record. Gene Ontology annotation, molecular function: calcium ion binding; protein binding.